This is a messenger RNA of Achroia grisella, 1733 nucleotides long. RefSeq names its product voltage-dependent anion-selective channel-like. Gene Ontology annotation, cellular component: mitochondrial outer membrane. The record is from RefSeq and is a predicted model, not a curated record. Gene Ontology annotation, molecular function: voltage-gated monoatomic anion channel activity. Lineage: Eukaryota; Metazoa; Arthropoda; Insecta; Lepidoptera; Pyralidae. Bases 17 to 1129 code for a protein of 370 amino acids. Gene Ontology annotation, biological process: monoatomic anion transmembrane transport. The transcript is spliced from 7 exons.
UGAUUUAUUACUAAUUAUGUCAUUUUUUGAAUAUAUAUGUGAAUUAAAAAAUACUGUAAUAUGCAACAUUGUACAUUUCUGGAGUCCGUUUAAAAUUCCGACUGUAAAAGCUACAAUUAGACGGGAAAUCAUACCGUGUAUUCGCUCUGAUGGUACUCUGGGAGAGAAAAUGAUCUGUGAAGAUGAAAACGGAAAUAGGAUUGAUUGCCCUUUAUUGACCGAAGAUGAGGACUACGAUGAUCAUGAUGAUAUAUUUAAUUUUGAACAACUGCAUACUAUAAUGGCCCCUCCUUAUUAUGCUGAUCUUGGAAAGAAGGCAAAUGAUGUCUUUGGUAAAGGAUACCACUUUGGUGUGUUUAAACUUGAUCUUAAAACCAAAAGCGAAUCUGGAGUGGAGUUCAGCAGUGGUAUCACCUCCAACCAGGAGAGUGGAAAGGUGUUUGGCAGCCUUUCAUCCAAAUAUGCUGUGAAAGACUAUGGUCUAACAUUCACAGAGAAAUGGAACACAGACAACACAUUGGCCACGGAUAUCACAAUCCAGGAUAAGAUUGCUGCCGGCCUUAAAGUAACUUUGGAAGGCACAUUUGCACCACAGACAGGGAGCAAGACAGGGAAAUUGAAGUCAUCAUUUGCCAAUGAUACAGUGGCGAUAAACACCAACUUGGACUUGGAUCUCGCCGGUCCUAUUGUGGAUGUAGCCGCUGUCCUCAAGUACCAGGGUUGGCUUGCGGGUGUUCAUACACAGUUUGACUCCCAGAAGGCUAAGUUUGCUAAGAACAACUUUGCUCUUGGCUACCAGACCAACGACUUCGCCCUUCACACCAAUGUCGACAAUGGCAAGGACUUUGGUGGUUCUAUCUAUCAGAAGGUGUCCGACAAACUGGACUGUGGUGUCAGCAUGAAGUGGACCUCCGGUUCAUCAGACACACUAUUCGGCGUCGGCGCCAAGUUCGCACUUGAUCAAGAUGCGUCCCUGCAUGCCAAGAUCAACAAUAAGUCUCUCAUCGGUCUUGGCUAUCAACAAAAGUUGCGUCCAGGUGUGACUCUGACGUUAUCAGCUGCUAUUGACGGCCAGAACUUCAACGCUGGCGGACACAAGGUCGGAGUUGCUCUCGAACUGGAACCCUAAGCACUUGGAGUUUGCUGUUUAUUCUUGUAGAUACACAUACCACAUUCACUAUUAUGUAACAGGAAAGAAGCGUAUAUAGCAAAAUCAAUCGAAACUGUACCUUCAGUGUUCCCUUAUAGAGUGUAAUUUAGCGUUCGAAACUCAGUAAUAAAAUUUAUAUUCUUAAACCGCUGUCAAAUGCUGUUGUAUUUGUUUGUAUCAAGAUGGCGGACGCGUUAUCUCCUAGUAAAUAUUAGCAUACAUAAUUUAUUUUAUAAGCACGCGCCCGUUUGAACAUCGUAUAUUUUUUGCUAAUUACUUUUAUCUCUAUGACUUGAAACUCCCCAGUUAUCUUGUAAAUAAGCACCUAUGGUGUAUUGCCCUAUUGAUUGAAUGGAAAUAAAUACGAAUAGUUUGUUGCGAUCAGCAUCAAUCAUUUGUUUUAUUGUGAAGACCUUCCUGACGCUUUUCUUGUUCCUCAAAAAAUCCCAUGUCCUUCCACGUCCGCCAUGUUGUUGAGUAUGUAAUAUGACACUGGAUAGAAGUGCUAUUUUAAUUUGCUAUGUUAUAUUUAUACAUUAUAUUUAUUUUUGAUUUCCCUAAGUUAUUAAAUAUUUACAACUUA